Messenger RNA from Ostreococcus tauri, 1197 nucleotides. RefSeq names its product Domain of unknown function DUF676, lipase-like. Bases 1 to 1197 code for a protein of 398 amino acids. The transcript has a single exon. The record is from RefSeq and is a predicted model, not a curated record. NCBI's taxonomy places the organism in Eukaryota, Viridiplantae, Chlorophyta, Mamiellophyceae, Mamiellales, Bathycoccaceae.
AUGCGCGCGCGACUCCAUCGCCUCGAGCGCCGCGCCCGCGCGAGCGCGCUCGCGGACGCGUUGAAGAACGCGCUCUGGCGCGCGUUCCUGUCGGUGAUGAGCGCCGCGACGUGGGCGAGCGCGACGUGGCGGGCGCGACGAGGGGAGACGUUCGAGACGACGAUCGAGCGACGGCGACGACGGCUCGUGAACGCGCGCGGGGGGGCGCGGACGCGCGCGCGGAAGACGGCGACGGCGUCGAUGGAUGGACCGGCGCACUUGAUCGCGUGCGCGCACGGAUUGGCGGGGACGCCGGAGGAUUUGCGCGCGCUGGAGCGGCGGGUCGCGGCGGAUGGAAACGCGUUGGUGCAUCGAUUAGCGUGUAACGCGCCGUUGAAUUCGUUCGAUGGCGUCGAGGCGGGGGCGGUGCGCAUCGUGGAAGAACUGCGGGAGGUGGUGCGGGCGAAUCCGUCGUUGCGGUACUUGACGCUUUACGGGAACUCGUUAGGCGGGAUUUACGCGCGAUACGCGGCGGGGAUCAUGUGGGAGGAAAAGAGAGAUGGAACGAUGUUGGGGUUGAUUCCGUGCACGUAUUUAACGACGGCGACGCCGCACCUCGGGGUGGGGCCGUGGGGUUUCUUUAAACUCGUUCCGAGGGCUUUACGUUACCUCUGGUCGAAGCAACUAGGACGGUCGAUCAUGGAGUUAACGCUGCGGGACGGAGAGGACGGGAAGUUACCGCUGUUGGCGCGUAUGGCGGAUCCGGAGACACGAGAACCGGCGAAUUUCGUCGCCGCUCUCGGUAGCUUUAAGCGUCGUUGUGCGUACGCGAACGCGACGAAUGAUUUUUUGGUGUCGUACGAGACGGCUUCGCUUCAUCCAGAGUACCUCGAUUCGGCGCAGGAACGGGCGUGGCGGUGCUUGGACGAGCCACAAAUAGUGGAGGAAUUCGAGCGCGAUGGCGAGUUCGCGAUCGAGGAAACUGAUAGCGCGAGCUGGAGCACGGACGAGCUCGCGCUCAGACGGAAGAUGGCGCGAGGCUUACGCACGCUCUCGUGGCGACACGUCAACGUUUCUUUCCCGGGACCGGUGCCGCUUGCGCAUAACAAAAUUUGUGCGCUUCAGCGAAAUCCAUACUUGGCAUCGCUGUUCAAGGAGGGUGAAUUCAUAGUCGACCAUCAAGCCGAGUAUCUCUUGGCGUCCAUUCGUAGCGUCUAG